AUGAGGAGUGCAAAGAACCUUAAGGAGAUCCAACGGUUGGUCGGGCGUCUAACGUCUCUUGUGCGCUUCCUACCCAAGUUAACAGAGAAGAUCAAGCCGAUCCUCAAGAUCAUGAAGAAGCAGAGCGCAGACAAAUGGGACGAUCGAUGCGAGGAGGCGUUUCAGCAGAUAAAGGUGAUGAUCAACAGACCCCCGAUAAUGAGCCGACCGGUAGAGGAACUGCCUCUGCAGUUAUACCUAUCGGUCUCGGACGACACGAUCAGCACGACCCUGGUGCAAGAAAAUCCGGAGCAGCGACCGAUAUACUUUAUCAGCCGGGUAUUGCAGAGCACAGAAACCAGAUACCAGCUGGUAGAAAAAAUAGCCCUAGCGCUAUUGACAGCCGCGCGUCGAUUGCGCCAAUACUUCCAAAGCCACCAGGUGAUCGUCCGCACAGAUCAUCCCAUAGCCAAGAUACUCAGGAAGCCCGACCUGGCCGAAAGGAUGAUUUCUUGGUCGGUUGAGUUGUCAGAGUUUGGUCUCAAGUACGAGCCGAGAGGAUCGGUCAAGGGGCAACACUUGGCAGAUUUCGCAGUAGAACUCCACGGGCCGACCUCCCAGUCGGAACAAACGUGGGUGUUUUUCGUCGAUGGCUCAUCAGAUAAUCGCAACACAGGAGCAGGGAUCAUCAUCGAAGGACCGGGCGGCUUCACGGUCGACCAUUCACUGCAAUUCAAGUUCAAGGCGACGAAUAACCAGACAGAAUAUGAAGCACUGAUCGCGGGCCUGAGGCUAGCAAAGAACCUGGGAGCCCAAAAGCUUAAGUGUAACACCGAUUCACGACUUGUGGUCGAGCAAGUGCAGGGGGAAUAUCAAGUCAAAGAUGAUCUGCUGCUGCAGUAUUAUUACAAAGUGGUCGAAGCCAUGAAAGAAUUUGAAGAGGUGACCGUCCAUCAUAUACCCCGGGCGGAGAAUGCCAGAGCCGAUAGGCUAUCCAAGCUGGCGGAAGGAAAAGAGAAAGGAGAAUGUGCAGCCGUCGACCGGCCAGCGGACUGGAGAAGUGAGGUUCGGAAACUCCUGAGAAGAAGCGACGCUGGGGAAGAUAUGAAACCAAUCGAGCGGUGCCGGACGCUCCGAUUUAUCAUAAUCGAAGAGGACUUGUACAAACGAGGGUUCACCGCACCGCUCCUGAAAUGCCUUUCGGAGGAAGAAGUAGGCUACGUCAUGAACGAGGUCCACAAUAGCGUUUGCGGGAUGCAUAUCGGCCGAAGAGCAAUGAAGGCACGAAUACUCCGGGCGGGGUAUUACUAG
Molecule: messenger RNA, 1290 nt
Organism: Vigna unguiculata (cowpea)
Lineage: Eukaryota; Viridiplantae; Streptophyta; Magnoliopsida; Fabales; Fabaceae
Molecular function (GO): RNA-DNA hybrid ribonuclease activity; nucleic acid binding
Source: RefSeq, a predicted model, not a curated record